Molecule: messenger RNA, 1236 nt
Organism: Zea mays
Lineage: Eukaryota; Viridiplantae; Streptophyta; Magnoliopsida; Poales; Poaceae
Product: Leucine carboxyl methyltransferase
Exons: 2
Coding region: 20-1162 (380 amino acids)
Biological process (GO): methylation
Molecular function (GO): methyltransferase activity
Source: RefSeq, marked predicted
GAGAGCGCUAGCUGUGGCCAUGUCGUCGUCGUCGAACUCGAAGCAGGAGAAAAAGGAAGAAGAGGAGGAGGGUGAUGUGCCGCCGUGCAUGAAUGGCGACGUGGGGAGGGACGACGACAACAACGGCGGAGGAGGAGGCGAAGAAGAAGAAGAAGAAAGAGAAGGCGAGUUCGCGGCGGCGAUGGCGCAGCUGGCGCCGGAGGGCGUGCGGGCGCUGCACGCGCGGGUGGAGGCCGAGUGGGGCCCCGUGCUGCAGAGCGCGUGCCAGACGGCGGCGGCGCGGGCGCUCUGGGGCCGCGCGGUGCGCGACCCGGCUGCCGGGCUGCUGGCCGGGGAGCGCUACCUCAGGGGGCUUCGCGACAAGAUGCGGCGCGACGAGCAAGCCGGCGCGAGCGAGGUGCACGGGGUCAUGAUCGCCGUCAGGACGCUCUGGUUCGACGCCCGCGUCGAGGCCGCCGUCGCCGCGCUCGGCGGCGACCCGCAGGUCGUCAUCCUCGGUGCAGGGAUGGAUGCAAGAGCCUACCGGCUGAGCUGCCUAAAGGGAUGCACGGUAUUUGAACUCGACUUCCCGGAGCUCCUAGAACUGAAAUCCGACCUUCUGCGCGAGGCAGCGGCGAGUUCCGCAAGCCGCCAGAAACUCACCGUGGCGGCGAAAUCAUUGGCUAGGGUUCCUGCCAACAUACGAGACGGGGACUGGAUAGCGAAGCUGCAGAGCUGCGGGUACGUCCCCGGGAGGAACACCGUGUGGGUGCUCGAAGGCAUCAUCUACUACCUCCACCACGCGGACGCGAUGCAGGUCCUCGAGAGCAUCGCCGCCAGCCGCUCCUCGGCCAGCGCGGUGCUCCUGGUCGAUUUCAUGAACAAGAACGCGACGCUGCUCUCUCCGACGAUGUACCACUUCUACCAUGACAGCCCUGACCUCCUGCUGCCUUCUAUGGGGUUCUCCCGGGUGACGCUGACGCAGAUUGGAGACCCCGAAGCGCAUUUUGGGCUGCUGAGUCACCCGGAGAACCUGUUCGAUAAACUGAGGAAGCUGCCCAGGUCGGUGGAGAAAAAUCCCGACGACGGGACGCCGUGCUGCAGACUGUAUUUUGUGGAAGCCUCUGCCUCGCCCGAUGACCAGAUCAUGUGUCCGCUCAAUCGUUACUUGGAAAUGGAAUAGCUGCAUUACCUCUUUCUUUUUCAUCUCGUGGUGUGCGCAAUUCAUUAGCAUUCAAACCCUGAUAUGAUUCUUGU